UCAGUAGCCGCGUCCGCGCCCCGUUCAGCCAGGUGUUGGAGCCACUCUGAUCCACUCCACGGCGGUGGUGAAUAUUUAGUAGUCACACGGCAGCUAUGCCUUCCAGUUUAGCGCAGUUCCUUGGAGCCUGUCGAAGAUUUUUUGAGCGUUUUUUUUUUCAGUUGAAGCUUGAGCUUAGAAGAAUCAGCAUGUCUUGAGCAAGUGGAGUUUGUGGUUGGGUUUUUUAGAAGCUUCCAGUAAUUUUGUGUGUGUUUUUAUUGGGAUUGGUAUUGGUGAGAUACUUAGCGGCUAAGGUGACCCCCGGUGAAGGAUUUCUCCCCCCUUGGAGGAAGAUACUCCUCGCGGAAAGUGGGCUAUCCAGCGUUCAAGUUUUUGCAGCAUCAGCACUCGUUUGCUUCAGUAAUCAACCUGCCAGAUUCCAAUCGAAGAAACAAAACUCCGGAAACGGUACCAGUUUUUUUUUUUUUGCUUCUGCUGUCCAAUCUACAGAGCCUGUCUUCGAGCGAAACAAGCGCCCCAAGUCAGAGGAAAUGUGACAAACACAAGCACGCGUGCUGGCAGGAAAAAAAUAAAUAAAAAAAGAAGAAACUUAAAGGAGCAAGAUAUGUUAUCAACGAGAGUCGAAUUGAAAUCGCGAUAACAACGUUUAAGUCGACGAGAGUGACAGAUAAUCAAUAUACGAAGAGGAAAAGAGGGAAAGAAAAAAAAAUGUGAAAAGCAAAAGAAGAGAAACAAAACGAAGUGAAUAAAACGAAACGCGAGGGAAAGGAAAAUUGUUACAAAUUCAGCACGCGGAGAAAGAGUGAGUGAGUGUAUGUGUGUGUGUAUGUGCGACGGUGUGUCUCUUUCUUUUCUGUCAAUAGCUGUGACGAGAGAGUGCGCGCGAUCGAGGGGUCCCUCGAGGCAUUCCGGCAAGGGGUCUCGGGAAGAAUUCCACUCAACAAGACACAUACACACAGGUGGAUUGGCGCAGCGUACUUUGCGCGACAACAGUGCAACAACAACAACGCAACGGCGGUGGAAUGUUUAAUAAAAUAAAAUAUAAGCAGCAGCAAAAUACCAGCCAGAAAGAAGAAAACAAGAAGAAGAAGAACAUCGGCACAGCGCAACAGAAGCAACAGAAGAAAGAAGAGAAAAAAAGUAUUGAAUGAAAACAAGAAGAGUGCAUAACAUAUUUAUAAAGAAAUUAAACAGAAGAAGCGAAGAGAUAAUCAAAACGCAGCAUUGAAGAAGAAAACUAAAGGAGAAAAAAGAUAAAACAAAGCGGUACAAGUGGGUAAAGCAAACACAAAAAGAAGAACAGUUUGCAAAAAAAAUUAACGAUAAAACAACGCAACGGUUCCAGAUCUUAAUCGGGCAGUCCCCAGAAAUCCCAAAACAGAGAGCUUGAAAGUGUGAGGUCCAAAAAAGAUAAUAAAUAUUUUCUCGUGAUUAGCGCUCGCCUUCGCGUGGUAAUGACAACUUGUAAGCGUUUUCGUAUCUUGACCAGUGUCACCUUAAUCGCACCACUGAUUAUCAUCUCGCGAAGGCAGUGUUGCCAGCAACAGCAGCAGUGUAUUGGUGUUGAUGGUGGUGGUGAUGAUCGUGUUGGUAGUGUUGUUGCCCGUUACGUUCGUGGAGUUGUUGCUGUCAGUUGCUGUUGUGUAACUUGAACCAGCGAUCGAGGAGAGAGAGAGUGAGAGGCAGAGACCGACCCGGUGACAGAAACGUGGGCGUUUUGGAAGUGUCCCUCACCACUCCACCCUUCUCCUCCACCCAGUGAGUGUGAGAGACCUCAAGGCCGUCCACGUGGUUGCGUGGUGAUGGUGACUGGAGUUGAGCAGCAGCGACUUGGCCGUAUGGGGUUUCUCGGUGGCAGCAGGAUAGCUUCAAACACGAACAUGCACGCGUGGCUUUUUGUCCUCGCGGUGCUGGCGAUUCUACAGGGUGUCACGCAAGUCGCUAGCACCGUUGAACAAACCUCCCAGAGGCCCAGCUCCCCAGCGGUAUCCUUCAUCCAGACAAUCACAUCGAGCAGUAGUAGUAGGAGUAGCAGUAGUGACAUAAGUGACAAUGUAUCGACGCACAGUGACAGUGGUGUGGCGAAAAGUGAGCCAACAGUGGACGAAGAUAGUGUAGGGGAGGCGCAGAUCGGGGGUGAGCUGCGGGUGCAGCUGGAGCAGGACGAAGUCGUCGAAGCCAAUAGUGAUAGCAGUAGUAGCAGUAGUAGCAAUAGUGAUAGCAAUAGUGGUAGUAGUGAUAGCAAUAGCCAUAGUAAGCCCGAUCCUGCAACGCUAGUCGAAAUCGAGAAGAGUCUGCUCAGUCUGUUCGGGUUUCCCAAGAGGCCAAAAAUUGAUAGAUCUAAGGUGGUGAUACCGGAGGCGAUGAAGCAGCUGUACGCCCAAAUUAUGGGCCACGAGCUGGACGACUCCGUCAACGUGCCAAAGCCGGGCCUCAACACGCGCAACGCCAACACCGUGCGGAGUUUCACGCAUGAAGAAAGCCAUAUAGACGACCGCUUCCGGCAUCACCACCGCUUCCGGUUGAUGUUCAACGUCACGAACAUCCCGCUCAACGAGAAGCUGCGGGCGGCCGAGCUCACGCUGAACCGGGACGCCAUCGAAGGUGGCAGCCGGAGACGUGCCAUGCCGGUGCACCAGAUCCUGGUGUACGACAUCAUCCGGCCCGGCGUCAAGGGCAAACGGGCGCCCCGCUUCCUGUUGAUCGACUCCAAGACGGUCCGAAUCAACGAGAGCGCCCCAAUCAGUGUGGACGUGCUGCCGGCGGUAGACCGGUGGAUGCGCAACCCCAAGCAGAACCACGGCCUGUUCAUCCAGGUGACGAGCAAGGGCAAGCGGAAGCAACAGCAGGCAGGGGGAGCAGCUCCGGAACAUCACCACGUCCGGUUGCGGCGAAGCGUGGACGAGAGCCAUGAAAAGUGGUCCCAAAAGCAGCCUCUGCUGUUCACGUACACGGACGACGGACGGCACAAGCAGCGACCCAUCCGGGACGCGAUCAGCAACGUAAACCGGGCGCGCCGGACGCCGAUGCGGAAUCGCCGGCGGAAGAACGGCAACGAGCUGUGCCAGCGGCGGCCACUCUACGUGGACUUUAGCGACGUCGGCUGGAGCGACUGGAUCGUGGCACCGCCCGGGUACGAAGCGUUCUACUGCCAGGGCGACUGCCAAUUUCCGAUCGCGGACCAUCUGAACACGACGAACCACGCGAUCGUCCAAACGCUGGUCAACUCGAUCAGUCCGAGCUACGCGCCGAAGGCCUGCUGCGUCCCGACCCAGCUGUCCUCCAUCUCGAUGCUCUACCUGAACGAGCAGAACAAGGUCGUGCUCAAAAACUACCAGGACAUGACCGUGGUCGGUUGCGGGUGCCGUUGAACCCCACACUCCCACAAAAACCCCCUCCCUUGUACAGCAGUGCAAAUAGCACUUACGAUCGAGCGAUCAACCGAGUGUGGUAUCCUCUUAAAGAAGAUACCGACGGACGACAAGCAUCGACGGUGAAUCGGCCGGGCCGCAGCACAUGUUACGAAACGUACUAAGAGCGAGAGUGCGGAGCUAGGACUCCGCGCUCCAAAUGUCAUGUAAAUUUUUUGAACCUUCAAGCGAGAAAUGGUUAGGGACUUGUUGUUGUUGUUAGGCACACCCUAAGCACAGUUUAGGAGCACUCACUUAAGCAGCGAACACGACGCAACGCAUUGUGUGUACAAAGUAAAACGAUCAGUGUAUUUUAUACCUAAGAGAGCGAGACAGCAAACACUAGCGAACCAGCAUCCUGUUUUGUACAUACGAAAAA
Messenger RNA from Culex pipiens pallens (northern house mosquito), 3789 nucleotides. It is a transcript of the gene dpp, whose product is annotated as protein decapentaplegic. The coding region runs from base 1803 to 3371 and encodes 522 amino acids. Gene Ontology annotation, molecular function: growth factor activity; cytokine activity. Gene Ontology annotation, cellular component: extracellular region. The transcript has 3 exons. Lineage: Eukaryota; Metazoa; Arthropoda; Insecta; Diptera; Culicidae. Gene Ontology annotation, biological process: BMP signaling pathway; SMAD protein signal transduction. The record is from RefSeq and is a predicted model, not a curated record.